AUGAAACGUCAACGAAAUAAGAAAAUUAUCGAACAAAAUGUUAAUAACAAAAAAAAAUUAUCAAUAACACAAUUUGAAGACUUAUCCAAUGAAUUAAUUUAUGAAAUAUUCGAUUAUAUUGAUUAUUGUCUUAUCUAUGAGAUUUUUGUAAAACUUAAUCUACGUUUCCAUUCUUUAUUUUAUGAAUCAAAUUUAUCGCUUAAAAUAAAUUUUCCAUUAACAUCAAAAACUAUUUUUCAAUAUCGUUGUAAAUAUAUUAUUAAUUCAAAUAUUAAACGUAUAAUCUCAUUAAAUAUAUGCAAAUAUUUUCUUGAAUUCUUUUCAAUAAAUUUAUUUUCAUCACUUAAAUCAUUAACUGUUAAUCAAAUACAAUCUGAUAAAAUCUCAACACUUCUUAGUAAUUUAAUAUGUUUACCAAAUUUUUCUUCUCUUUCAAUUUAUUCAUCGAAUUAUUUUCAAGAUGAAAAUUCUAUUUAUCUUUCAAUUUUUCGUUUAACAAAAUUAAAAUUUUGUAAAUUAACAUUUCCAUCUGGUGGUGAACGUGUUCCAUUACCAAUUGCUAUAGAUUCAUAUCACAAACUUGAACGUUUAAUUAUUAAUGGUCAUUGUCGUCUUGAACAACUUAAUUCUAUUCUUUCAUAUUUACCUCUACUUCAACAUCUAUCAUGUCAAUAUCUUUACGGUACAGGAAGAGAAUGUAAAGAAAUUCAAAUACCAAAAAAUUUAACAAGUAUUCAUCUGACUAUAUAUCGUAUAUUAUUUGAAGAAAUGAAAUUAUUUUUAUCAAAAAUUAGCUCUCGAUUAAAAGUUUUUAGAAUAAAAACAUUUGAUAAUGAUGAUUAUUUUCAUGCUGAACAAUGGAAAGACUUAAUUGUAUGUCAUAUGCCAUGUUUAUGUAUAUUUGAUUUACAAUAUACAGUUUCUAUUGAUAAAGAUAAUCGUCAAUUGUUAAUUGAUCGAUUUUCUUCUAAGUUCUGGAUUGAAAAACAAUGGUUUUUCGAUUAUUAUUACUAUUAUAAUGACGAAUAUUCGUAUUAUUUCAAUUUCUUCUCAAUUGUUCCAUACAGAUAUGAUGAAUAUACAUUACAUGAAAAAUUCAAUGAGAAUAAAUCAAAAUUAUACAAAAGUAACAAUAUCAAUUUUGCUCGUCAUUUAAUUCUUGAAGGUUGUUUAAAAACAAAUCAAUAUUCUAUUCAAUUCCCACGAGCUACGAAACUUACUCUCAAAGAUAAUAAUAUACAAAAGAAUCCAUUGUUUAUUAAUCAUAUGAAAUCUAUUGUUCCUCUCUUACAAAUUACAGAACUAUCCAUUAAAGAUAAUGUUUUAACAAUUAAUCAAUUCAUUGAAAUUUUAUGUCUUUUUCCAAAUGUUCAAACUUUGACACUAUCAAAUAAAAUACAAUUAGGAUCUAAACGAACUAAUACUAGACGAUUAUUAUCUAGAAAUAAUCGAAUAACACAUUUGAUAAUCGAUGAUGAUGAAUGUCAAUUUGCAUAUAUUGAUUUUCUUAUUGAUUUAUUUCCAUAUCUUGAAUAUCUUGAAAUAAGUUUAGAUGAAAAUCAUCUCGAAAAAAUUUUACGAUUUUUAUUCUUAAAAUUAAAAUAUCUUUUCUCAUUAUUUCUUUUAAAUAUUAACUAUGAUACUAUUGAAAAAAUACAAACAUUAAUUAAAAAUGAAAAUUUAAUUACAAAUUAUACAAUUGAACGUAUUCAUGGUGGAUUAUAUUUAUGGUGGUAA
Messenger RNA from Adineta steineri, 1737 nucleotides. NCBI's taxonomy places the organism in Eukaryota, Metazoa, Rotifera, Eurotatoria, Adinetida, Adinetidae. The record is from the annotation of a GenBank genome assembly.